CGUCAUCUAUUCCACUAUGGGUAUACGUCAUAACCAUGGUGGUAAUGACAGUCCUGACAUCCAUCCUGCUCUUCUACUUCAAUGUUGGCCUUUCACCAGUUCUGGAUAGCUGGCUGUUCUUUGUGCAGACGUCUUGGUACAUCUUCCCGAACGAAGUUACAUUCGUCUACAGCAGCAUCUACACCGUGUUGACUUUCGGACUCGGACACGUCUGUCUCAAAGAGGACCUAAAUCGACUUCAAGUCAGCACUCUACUCAUCAUCCAACCAAUCACACUUCUUCUCAUCUUCCUGGCUAUACGCAUUGCACGAUCGUACAACUACCUUGGAACUCGAUUGGCAAGACUACAGAGCCACAUGAAACUAGUGCGAGUCAUGUGGUUUGUUCUGGUCUACAGCUACUUUAUGCUCACCUUCACAGCUCUCAGUGUGUUCUGGUGUGUGCAAAUCAACGACAGGCAGGUGCUUGCCAUGGAUGGUUCCGUAGACUGCUAUGUGUCACCGCAUCUAGGCUAUGUCUUGGCAGCAGUCGCAAUCCUGGCCAUAGUUAUCAUCCCACCGCCGUUGCUAUUACUCAUUCGACGAACACAUGGUCAUAUCAUGUUGAAGGGUUUCGUGGACGAGGCAUGCUGCAUGUACACUGAUGAGUGCCGCUGGUGGUCAGCUGUGAACCUGUUGAGGCGUAUUGCCAUUGGCCUGCUUGGAUCACUACCGUUUUCGAGCGCGGUGUCCAGACUGUUGGUGACAUCUGGAUUCCUUCUGUUGCUUCUAGUGGUGCAUAGCACAGUUCGACCUCUUCGGAAGGGUGAUUUUGCGGGUGUUGGCUACAACACAUGGGAGUCGUUCAUGCUCUGCAUUUCCAUCUGUAUCUCAGUACUCUACAGUGUCAUGUACGCGUCGCAGAUGACCGAAAACUAUGUGCUAUGGGUCAGUGGGGCACUCUUCCUUACGCCCACUGCGUUGGUGCUAACAGCACUCCUCUACCGACAAUGCCUAGCAAAGGAGGGAGGCUACGGCAGAUUCAGGACCCUCUCCGCUCGCCUCAUGUGGCGGCGUCGGCAAGAGGGACGUAGACGGGAGAGAAACGAAUCACAUCUGGACGAAACAGCCUUGGCCAACUUGAUAGGCGACAUCAGAGACCCACUCUUAGUUGAUAACAUCCGUGAUCAACAAGAGGGUCGUCUCUAAAUUAUGUUGUGUGAUCAUGCACCUGAUAGAUCUUCAAGAACACGAGAAACUGUAUUUGCUGUAAAUUAGCCUCUACUUUUGUCGUAGUAGUAAGCACUCCCCCAUUCUGGUCUCUCAGCGCUCACAUGAAUAUCUCCACGCAGAAGUAACAUACACGUUCAAGCACAUCUUUCGUCAACUUCAGAAGCAAUGCAAGAAAAGCCUAGACAUGCAUUCUUGGUACUAAGAAAAUCAUACCUAUGAAGACAGGAAUGGAUGAGUAUCCGGUCCUCUGUACUAACAUUGAAUGACAACAUGUUGCCAUGUGGAUCUUCUCCAUUUGUAUGCAUAUUGCAACACAAAUUCUGUAGUGGAUUACUUCAAGCUUCAGGCAAUCGCCUAUUCGCUCUUUGUACUUAUAUCCGUAGUGGAUCCUUUCUUUUUACGAAAAGAUUAAUUGAACAUAUUCAUUGCUACGAUCAUGCAUUAUGUGCUUGCGCGGCUCUCCCGAUCUUUAUUACCACCUGGAUGUGAUUCGGAAGAACAAUCUUCCAUAUUGGCCUUGUCAACAGAACGAUAGGCAUUUGGAAUUUCACAUGUUUUUCUACUCAUUGUUUCCAAGUUUUUUCUUUCUUUUCAUCUAACAUGUCCAUGUUCGUACCAGAAUAUUUUUCAAACUCCCUCCUCCGUGUCGUCAUGC
Messenger RNA from Sycon ciliatum, 1866 nucleotides. RefSeq lists its product as uncharacterized. Lineage: Eukaryota; Metazoa; Porifera; Calcarea; Leucosolenida; Sycettidae. The transcript has 3 exons. The coding region runs from base 36 to 1187 and encodes 383 amino acids. The record is from RefSeq and is a predicted model, not a curated record.